Molecule: messenger RNA, 543 nt
Organism: Entamoeba nuttalli P19
Lineage: Eukaryota; Evosea; Mastigamoebida; Endamoebidae
Exons: 1
Coding region: 1-543 (180 amino acids)
Source: RefSeq, a predicted model, not a curated record
AUGAAUCACAGUUCUGUUAAUUACAGAGAUAAGAGAAAUUAUAAAAUUGCAUUAGAAAGUGUUUUAAUAGCAUUAUUGAAUAGACAUUUUGAAAUUGUAUUAAGAAAACCAAAGUCAAAAUCAACAACAACAUUAUCUUAUAUUGACAUUGAAUCAAUUAAAAGAAAUAAUGAUAUUUUACAAAUAAAUACAUUUGUUGAAGAAAGAAUAAAGACACUUAUUGAAGACCAAAUUAAAAAAGGAUAUAAAUACUCAACAAUUAUAUCAAAGUCAAGAAGAAUGAAAAUUGAAGAAACAAAUAGUUUGUUAGUAGAUCUUCUAACAGAAGAAGGAUAUUUAUUUAUUACAAAAACAAUUAUGAAAGGUACUGUAAUAGUAGAUAAAAUAAAAUAUCUAGAGUCAUUGUCUAUUUCUUAUAAUGAUAUUAUUUUAAUUGGGAAACAAAUCAAUGAAUGGAUUAUUUCUAAAUUAACUAAUGAGCAAUCAAUUCUAUUAGUUUUAAAUAAUAAAAUGUUAUCAACAUUUCUAAAAAAAAUAUUUUAG